Molecule: messenger RNA, 2254 nt
Organism: Mandrillus leucophaeus (drill)
Lineage: Eukaryota; Metazoa; Chordata; Mammalia; Primates; Cercopithecidae
Gene: ZNF571
Product: zinc finger protein 571
Exons: 3
Coding region: 82-1911 (609 amino acids)
Biological process (GO): regulation of immune system process; regulation of cytokine production; negative regulation of transcription by RNA polymerase II
Source: RefSeq, a predicted model, not a curated record
CAGCACUGGCUUCUCUGGACUUUGCACACCUCCAGGAAAGGAACCCAGAAAAUCGAUCAGUUCUGACAAUUCUAAAAAACCAUGCCCCACUUGUUGGUGACUUUCAGGGAUGUGGCCAUUGACUUCUCUCAGGAGGAAUGGGAGUGCCUGGACCCUGCUCAGAGGGACUUGUACAGGGAUGUGAUGUUGGAGAACUACAGCAACCUGAUCUCACUGGACUUGGAAUCCAGUCGUGCGACCAAAGAGUUAUCUCCAGAAAAGGAAAUUUAUGAAAUGGAAUCACUCCAGUGGGAGAAUAUGGGGAAACUUAUCAACCAUCACCUUCAGUACAAUGGUCUUGGAGACAAUAUGGAGUGCAAAGGCAACUUAGAGGGUCAAGAAGCAAGUCAGGAAGGGCUUUACAUGUGUGUCAAAAUUACCUGUGAAGAAAGGGCCACUGAAAGCCAUUCAACCUCUUCUACUUUUCAUCGGAUAAUUCCUACCAAGGAAAAAUUGUACAAAUGUAAGGAAUGUAGACAAGGUUUCAGCUACCUGUCAUGCCUUAUUCAACAUGAGAAAAAUCAUAAUAUAGAAAAAUGCUUUGAAGUUAAGAAACAUAGGAACACCUUUAGCAAAAAGCCAAACUAUAUGCAACAUCAGAGAAUUCAGACUGGUGAGAAACCUUAUGAGUGUAUGGAAUGUGGAAAGGCCUUUAGUCGUAGUUCUGAUCUCAUUCAACAUCAGAAAAUUCAUACUAAUGAAAAACCUUAUCAGUGUAACGCAUGUGGGAAAGCUUUUAUUCGUGGUUCACAGCUCACUGAACAUCAGAGAGUUCAUACAGGAGAGAAACCAUAUGAAUGUAAGAAAUGUGGAAAAGCCUUUAGUUAUUGUUCACAAUACACUCUUCAUCAGAGAAUUCAUAGUGGUGAGAAACCCUAUGAAUGUAAGGAUUGUGGGAAGGCCUUUAUUCUUGGCUCUCAACUUACUUACCAUCAGAGAAUUCAUAGUGGGGAGAAACCUUAUGAGUGUAAGGAAUGUGGAAAGGCCUUUAUUCUUGGUUCACACCUUACAUAUCAUCAGAGAGUUCAUACUGGUGAAAAGCCUUACAUAUGUAAAGAAUGUGGGAAAGCCUUUUUAUGUGCCUCCCAACUGAAUGAACAUCAGAGAAUUCAUACAGGUGAGAAACCCUAUGAAUGUAAAGAAUGUGGGAAGGCCUUUUUUCGUGGCUCACAACUUACUUACCACCUGAGAGUUCAUUCAGGUGAGAGACCCUAUAAAUGCAAAGAAUGUGGGAAAGCCUUUAUUUCUAAUUCGAAUCUUACUCAGCAUCAAAGAAUUCAUACCGGAGAGAAGCCCUACAAAUGUAAGGAAUGUGGAAAGGCCUUUAUUUGUGGCAAACAACUUAGUGAACAUCAGAGAAUUCAUACAGGUGAGAAACCCUUUGAAUGUAAGGAAUGUGGAAAGGCCUUUAUUCGUGUUGCCUAUCUUACUCAACAUGAGAAAAUUCAUGGUGAGAAACAUUAUGAAUGUAAGGAAUGUGGGAAGACUUUUGUUCGUGCUACACAACUUACAUAUCAUCAAAGAAUUCAUACAGGUGAAAAGCCCUACAAAUGUAAGGAAUGUGACAAGGCCUUUAUAUAUGGCUCACAACUCAGUGAACAUCAGAGAAUUCAUAGAGGUGAAAAACCUUAUGAAUGUAAACAAUGUGGGAAGGCUUUUAUUCGUGGCUCACACCUUACUGAACAUCUGAGAACUCAUACUGGAGAGAAACCCUAUGAAUGUAAGGAAUGUGGGAAGGGCUUUAGUCGUGGCUCAGAACUUACUCUGCAUCAAAGGAUCCAUACUGGUGAGAAACCCUACACAUGUGUCCAGUGUGGUAAAGAGUUUAGACGUCCUUCACAACUUACUCAACAUAUAAGGCUUCAUAAUUGAGAAAGCCUUGAAUGUGAUUAAAUAUAAGAAAAUCUUCAUCAUCUAUUUCAUAUCUGUACUGAAUGUGGGACAUCCUUUUGCUUCUGCUCAGAAUCUACUCAUUCUUAGAAGGUCUGUAUUAACAUGGAUGCAGAAUAAUUUCAGAAACCCCUUAUAAAUAAUUAACAUCUCUAUAAACCCUAGAAUAUAAUGCCGAAUUAUAUCCUUUAUUAAGCAUCAUCUCCAUUUCACCAUAUCCUAACUGAAAUCAGAUAUAUUUGUGUGUUUUUUUCUAUUUGUAAAAUACUGUAAUUGUAUUACAAUGACUAAAUUAUAAUUAAAUACAUAUAAUUCCCUUUGGAUA